Messenger RNA from Sphaeroforma arctica JP610, 2363 nucleotides. RefSeq lists its product as hypothetical. The coding region runs from base 166 to 1959 and encodes 597 amino acids. The record is from RefSeq and is a predicted model, not a curated record. The transcript is spliced from 7 exons. Gene Ontology annotation, biological process: transmembrane transport. Gene Ontology annotation, molecular function: transmembrane transporter activity. NCBI's taxonomy places the organism in Eukaryota, Ichthyosporea, Ichthyophonida.
UGGAGUUGGUGACUACGCUCGCUGUGAAUAUCUUUAUUAAAAGUAGAAGUUGGAGCUAUUAUUGUUUAGUAAAUACAGUGUAGGCCUUAGAAACUGCUAAACUUUACUUGCAACGUCGCGCAUAUAUUCUGAACGAUAGUAUAAGGCGAUAUAUAGAUAUAUAUAAUGGCAAGCGUUGACAAGCACUGCUACGGUGCAGUUGAAUCGGCGGGCGUUUCGGACAGUGAAGAUGUCGGCGCUGAAGCCAAGAUCAAGAACUUCCGUGCACAUGCAGGAAGCUAUACAACGGCGCGAGUGGCGUUCGUUUAUAUCGGCCUCUGUCUAGUGAUGAUGGUGACUAUGCUCGACAAGGACAUUGAGGCUGCUGUGCAACCGAAUGUGCUCAGUAAACUAGGAUCUCUCAACGAAGUGGGCACGGUUGCCAUGGUUACGUACAUGGUUGGUGCUGUUAGUCAUCUGAUGUGGGCUAAACUUUCGGAUAUUGCCGGGAGGCGAGAGACGUUCUUCUUCUGCUCACUGACUUAUUGUGGUGGCAACCUUCUGUGUGCCAGUUCUCUAACAUUCCCGCAGUAUCUGCUCGGCAUGUCCAUCGCUUAUGCAGGUGUGAUGGGACUGUGGAUCAUGUGUCAGAUAACCAUCGCUGACUUGGUGCCUCUUCGACAUCGGGGCAAAUGGCAGGGUUACCUAGAGAUUGAUAAGGUCAUCAUGGCCUGGGCAGGGCCAGUCAUCGGUGGCAUAGUGCUGAGCAUCAACUGGCGAUACAUCUAUGUGUUGUUGUGCGUCACGUGCGCAUUCGCGGUCGUGCCCAUCUUCGCCUCUCUACGACUACCUAGACUCAAGCCAGUCCGUUUCGAGCAGGGACAGGGUGUUUUCGGCAAAAUGAAGGCCAUUUUCCGGGCGUUGGAUCUUGCUGGCUUCGCUCUGCUGUGUAUCUUUGCCUCGGGUAUCCUACUGGCCAUGAAGAACGGGGGCAAGAAGUGGGACUGGUAUUCCGCACAGACCUUCUCACUACUGGGCGUCGGCGUGGUCAGCGGUGCGUGCUUGAUCAUGUACGAAUGGCGGGUCUCAUUGGAUCCACUUCUGCCCAGAAUCCUGUUCAACAAGACUGCUACGGGUAGCUUCAUGGUUGUGGUGACGCUCAGGAUGUCUUCGAUGACUCAUGUGACCUACCAGUCGUUGUACUACCAGGUGGUGAUGGAUUACGAUGCCACACAUGCAGGGCUAGCCCACGGUUUCUACUCGACGUCGGCCGUCAUCGCAGCCAUUCUCGUGGGAUACGGAAUCUCCCUCGACGGAAAGUACCUCAAGUGGAUGCGUUUAGGCACGUGCAUCUUCACACUGGGGCAAGGUCUAUCAGCCCUGGUUGACCGUGAUACUUCGUACGCCUUCCUGUCCCUUACGAACGCUUUGCUUGGCUUUGGCGGAGGUAUGAUCACCUGUCCCGCUUUAGUAGCGGUACAGGGGGCGUCGCUGACUCAUCAUGUGGCCACAGCUACCGCCCUAUUCGGGUUUUUCAAGUACUUUGGGAGUGCUCUCGGUAUUGCUGGGUCGUCGGUGCUGUGGAGAAAACUUAUAGAGAACGAGGUACUGUCACACUCAAGCUUGUUCUCUGAACAUAUCGACGUUGAAAAGGUGGUCAAGAACAUACAGUACAUUAAGCACAUGCCACACACUGACCGGGAGUUGGUCGUGGAUAUCUACGAGCAUGCGUGGAGAGUUUCGAUGAUGGUUAGUACGUUGGCUAUGUGCGUGGUAUUGUUUGCGGGUGUGCGCAUGCAAGAGUUAGAGAUGGACACGGAUCUGCAGCACUUCGAUAGGUACCGCACUUUCUCAGAUAGCUCGCGCAGCACGGUGGGAAGUGAGGUGAAUGCGCACGUGUACGCGGAAGACGCGGCAAGUAAUGUGGAAACGAAGCGACUGAUAUCGCACGAGGGCUCGGGAAUUAGACAGGGGAAAUAGGCACGGAAACCUAAGAGCCGACUUAUAGAGCUUGCUUUACGUGAAAUAUGCGAUACGCUUGCUUACGCUCACAACACACACAACUCUGACACUGAGUCAGGGCCUAAAUGGUUCAUAGUGGAGAAUGAAUGCCACAUAUUUCAAUCACAAGCCCAGGUCAGCGCCUCUAUAGUACUAGAGCUUUCUGAGGACAUGGUUUAAGGCGUGGGGAAUACUACUGCACGCGCUUGCACACACUAUUUGUGCAUGUGUACCAUACACACACACCUACACAAGGCUCCAUACGCCACGCACUGGGCGAGCCUAGUCUUGCGUAGACUUCUGACGAAUUGCUUUUGUGUCUCCAUGUAGACACAUUAUGCUCUUCGGAUAAUAUAUAUAUAUAUAUCAUAUAAUAUAUAUAU